Candida tropicalis MYA-3404 is the source of this 2388-nucleotide messenger RNA. RefSeq names its product DNA replication licensing factor MCM7 (gene CDC47). The record is from RefSeq and is a predicted model, not a curated record. The transcript has a single exon. Gene Ontology annotation, cellular component: nucleus; MCM complex. Bases 1 to 2388 code for a protein of 795 amino acids. Gene Ontology annotation, biological process: DNA replication; DNA replication initiation; DNA strand elongation involved in DNA replication. Lineage: Eukaryota; Fungi; Ascomycota; Pichiomycetes; Serinales; Debaryomycetaceae. Gene Ontology annotation, molecular function: ATP binding; single-stranded DNA binding; ATP hydrolysis activity.
AUGUCAGCUACAACGACUACAGCAGCUGUUCUUCCAGCUGUUCAAUUAAAUGUCAAUUAUGGUGAGGUCAAGAAUAUAGUUAAGGAUUUCUUGACUGGAUUUAAAGAUACAACAAUUGAUAUUGAUGAAGAAAUUGAACAAGUCCAUUCUGGUAAAUAUAUGAAUGUUUUACAACAAGUCGCUAAUAGACAAAAAUCUACUGUUUAUAUUGAAUUGGAUGACUUAAAAAGUUUUUUGCUUAAUUAUGAUCCAGAAAGUUCAACUGCGUUUAAUCAAGCACGUACUUUGUUACCAACAAUUAUUUCCAAUACUCGUCAUUUUGUUGAAUUAUUUAGCGAGGUUAUUGAUGAUAUCAUGCCUGAACCAACUGAAGAAGUUAGUUACCGUGAUGAUGUUUUAGAUGUUAUCUUACACCAAAGAAGAUUGAGAAAUACUAGAUUACAACAAGAAUCAAAUGAAGAAUUUAAUCAAUUAAGAGAAGGUUUCACUCAACCAGAAGAUGGUGGUGAUGUUGAAAACCCAGCCGAUCCAAAUUUGUUUCCAGCAAAACUUACAAGAAGAUAUUGUUUAUAUUUUGCUCCUUUAAGUAAUUCUAAAUCAUUAUCAGUUCGACAAACUAAAGGUAAAUAUGUUGGACAUUAUAUUACUGUCAGAGGUAUUGUCACUAGAGUUUCAGAUGUUAAACCAAGUGCUUUAGUCAUUGCUUAUACUUGUGAUAAAUGUGGUUAUGAAAUUUUCCAAGAAGUCAACUCAAAAGUAUUCACCCCAUUAACAGAAUGUAGUUCACCAAGUUGUGUUAAUGAUAACAACAAAGGACAAUUAUUCAUGUCAACUCGUGCCUCCAAAUUUUCUGCAUUUCAAGAAGUUAAAAUUCAAGAAUUAUCAAGUCAAGUACCAGUUGGUCAUAUUCCUCGUAGUUUGUCAGUUCAUGUCAAUGGGGAUUUGGUCAGAUCAAUGAAUCCUGGUGAUACUGUUGAUAUAUCUGGUAUUUUUAUGCCAAGUCCAUAUACCGGUUUCAGAGCUUUAAGAGCUGGUUUAUUAACCGAAACUUAUUUGGAAGCUCAACAUGUUAAACAACACAAGAAGCAAUAUGACUUGAUGACUUUGUCUAGUCAGGCUCAAGAGAAAAUCGAUGAAUUGUUGAUGAAUGGUGAUGUUUACAAUAAACUUGCCAAAUCUAUUGCACCAGAAAUUUAUGGUCACUUGGAUGUCAAGAAAAUCUUGUUGUUAUUGUUAUGUGGUGGUGUCACUAAAGAAGUUGGUGAUGGUUUGAAAAUUAGAGGUGAUAUUAAUGUUUGUCUAAUGGGUGAUCCGGGGGUUGCCAAAUCUCAAUUAUUAAAAGCCAUUGGUAAAAUUGCACCAAGAUCCGUUUAUACUACUGGUAGAGGUUCUUCUGGUGUUGGUUUGACUGCUGCAGUUAUGAGGGAUCCAAUUACCGAUGAAAUGGUUUUGGAAGGUGGUGCUUUGGUGUUGGCUGAUAAUGGUAUCUGUUGUAUUGAUGAAUUUGAUAAAAUGGAUGAAACUGAUAGAACUGCCAUUCAUGAAGUUAUGGAACAACAAACCAUUUCUAUUUCCAAAGCUGGUAUUACUACUACUUUAAAUGCUAGAACUUCUAUUUUAGCAGCAGCAAAUCCUUUGUAUGGUAGAUACAAUCCAAAAUUAUCCCCACAUGAAAAUAUCAAUUUACCAGCAGCAUUAUUAUCCCGUUUCGAUAUUAUGUUUUUGAUUUUGGAUCAACCAAGUCGAGAAAAUGAUGAAAGAUUAGCUCAACAUGUUGCUUAUGUUCAUAUGCAUAACAAACAACCAGAUAUGGAUUUCACACCAAUCGAUUCUAAUACUAUUAGAGAAUAUAUCUCCAGAGCCAGAACUUUCAGACCUGUUGUUCCUAAAGAAGUUGGUGAUUAUGUUGUUCAAUCUUAUAUUAAUAUGAGAAAAGAAGCCCAUAGAAAUGAAGGGUCAGUAAAGAAAUUCAGUCAUAUUACUCCAAGAACCUUAUUGGGUAUAUUAAGAUUGGCCCAAGCUUCUGCCAGAUUAAGAUUUGAUAACAAUGUUACUUUUGAAGAUGUUGAUGAAGCUUUGAGAUUAAUCCAAGUCAGUAAGUCAUCCUUGUAUGUUGAAGAUAAUGGUUUCAGAGAAGAUGAAAGUAGUACUUCAAAGAUUUAUCAAAUUAUCAGAAACAUUGCUAUUGGUGAUGGUACUAGAUUUAGUAAAACAUUACCAAUGAGUGAGUUGAGAGAUAGAGUUAUUGCUAAAGGAUUCACCAUCCAACAAUUUGAUGAUUGUAUUAUUGAAUAUGAUGGUGUUGGUAUCUGGCAAAAAAUUGAUAAUGGUGAAACAUUGAUGUUUACCAACACCGGUGACGAUGACGAUGAAACAAUGAUGGAUUAA